AUGAUGCAGCGAUCCUUCUCGACCUCGGCGACGCGCGCGUGCUGGCUGGGUGACCAGCGCGUCGCCUCUCGCGUCCCUCGACUGGCGUCCAAGCCUCUGCCGAUAGCUUGUGGCCCGCAGGCAAUGGCAUCUUCGCACCACCUUGUACAGACCAAUGCAGAUUCUUCUGCUGGAACUUUCGCUGCUAAACGAAGCAUUUCGGAAGCGUUUGGAUUGCUGGCAGGGUCCACGGCUUCGGCGCGUACAGGUUUCCGCCAUCGACAUGCUUCGACGUGGUCUCGAGCCUCUACUCGAGGAUUUGUUAGUACCAGCUCGGCGCAAGAUCUGAAGCAAGAUGCAAAGGACAAGCUGGUGGAGGAAGGCAAGAAGUUUGCCAAGGAGAAGUUCAACGAGAAGCUGAAUGCAGAGGAGACCAAGCAGCAAGCCAAGAGCCUGUCCAGCUCGACGAGCAAGAUCCUCUUCGCCGCGCUGGCCGUCGCUGCAGUAGCGUACCAAUUCCUCGGUGGGGAGACACACGCUGAAGAAGCACGCAACCCCUCUUCCGACUGA
Messenger RNA from Sporisorium graminicola, 549 nucleotides. RefSeq lists its product as uncharacterized. The record is from RefSeq and is a predicted model, not a curated record. The coding region runs from base 1 to 549 and encodes 182 amino acids. Lineage: Eukaryota; Fungi; Basidiomycota; Ustilaginomycetes; Ustilaginales; Ustilaginaceae. The transcript has a single exon.